Messenger RNA from Penicillium riverlandense, 282 nucleotides. RefSeq lists its product as uncharacterized. The record is from RefSeq and is a predicted model, not a curated record. The transcript has a single exon. The coding region runs from base 1 to 282 and encodes 93 amino acids. NCBI's taxonomy places the organism in Eukaryota, Fungi, Ascomycota, Eurotiomycetes, Eurotiales, Aspergillaceae.
AUGGCUGCAACCGUGGUUGCGCGCCCAAGAGUGGAUUUUGUCCAUCCCGACCGCGCAAAAAACCUAUCAGGGGCAGCGCCAAGACCAGCAGUCCGGCACCCCAAACACAGCAGCAACGCCAACAAAAAUAUUAGCAUGGACCAGAUCAUCGAGGGCGCCAAUAAGGUGCUCCGGUACAUUGAGAACAAUGGCCAGGAAGAUCCAACCAUCACUGGAUACAUCCGUACGGUCAAGGAGUAUGCGAUCAAUUCUCGCCAGCGCCCUGAUGACGCCAACGCCUAA